CACGACGAGUAUUAAACGGUGAAGCCUAAAUUUAGACGUUCUGAAUUUUCGGUAAAUAUAAACUUACUAACACGGUUUACUUUCGAGUAUAAACCGUAAGUUCGCCACACUAAACUCUUAAGCGAACUUGAAAAUCAUGCAUCGUUCGAUUCAGUUGGCGUAUCUCGCGCCAUCUGUUAGAACUGGAUGACACGAUGAUUUGUUGAGGUCCCAUUUCGGCUCUCUAAUCGAUUCGUCGGUUUCAUCGGCAGAGUCGAACAUGGUUCGAAGAUGGCGAUACGGGGGUAGGGUUGAGUGGACGCUUCGCGAGCAAGCUUCUUCCUCGUCGUGAUAGCUGAAAUCCCGAGCCAUUCCGUUUCUGAUGGUGGCGGGUUCUUGGCUUUUCACUAAUCGAGAGGGCGAUUCGCAGAGGGGGAAGGCUAAAAGCUACUAACACAGCUUACUAAUUCAGGCGAGAGAAAGAUUCGCGCUGUCGUUAGAUGCCGCGUAUUAUUAUCGGGAGAGAGACUGCCGGCCAUGAGGCCGGGGACGGCCGGAAAUCGUUCGUGUUCACGUUCACGUUCUCAGUUUCGUUCUCGCUCUCGUUCCCGUUCGCGUUCGCGUUCCCGAACGCAAUCUAGUCAGGAAAGAAACCGACUUUUCAAAGCGGAAAUAUUAUGACGCGGGCUGAGAUAAGGCGAGAUUAUACGAUCGACUACGAAACUCGUCUCGAAAGUGGAAGCGUAGAGACAUAGAACCGCGAUAAGCGAGCACAAAUCGUCCGACGAAUCUCCUCGCGCUGUAUUUCAUUCGCGCCGUCUCGGGACGCGUCUCGAAAUCGCGUUGCCGAAGAAGCGUUGCUGCGCGCAAACAGCAAACUCUGAGAUCGCGUUUCCACCGCAUCGAAAUUACCAAAGGGAAUGCCAUUGCCAAAGAGUCCAUGUUCGAGUAAGAGAAAUGCGUUCGUGCCGGAGGUUCUGUUCGACGAACGGAUAGCUUUAGGGAUUAAUAAUUGUAAGCGAGAGCGAGACAGCGAGCCCACAGAAUUUUGCGGCGAGACGACUUCGAAAUUGGCGAUCGAAGCGGCUUAUCGGGUCGCAUGAGCGAAGCGCCAUGCGACGGGCUUGUUCGAAUCGCUGCCGUGGCUGGUAACAUCGAUGCGCGCUGCUGGCCAGCGUCGACGUAUUCGAUCCAAUUGUCGCGCGCCGGGCGUUGGACGUUCCGCGAGAGACUGCGAAACAGUUGCGGAGGAAUACUACGGUGUGCACGCGAGUGGCUCGAUCCUCGGAAAUCGGGGUGGCGAGACGAAAGGUAGUCGUUAUAGGACGAACGAAGGGAGGAAACGAUGAUGGUCGACGGGACAGGAGCAAGGGGCCAGCGAAAGCGAGUCAGCAGCGGAGAAAGACGGGAAACCGGGGCGAGCGUUUGGUAGAACGGAAGGGGUGCACCAAGAGGAAACUCGCGCGGGGGCGGCGAGACGGACGCCGGCGAGAGGGGUGGCGAGAAGGGUAGUAGAAAAUCAGACCGAUAUCGACCGCGAAUUGCGCUUGCGUGGAAAAAGGCGCGCAAUCGCUGUCGAGGAAGCGACGUGCCGUCGCGAGGAAGAAGCUCUCGCAGUCGGUCGAUCGUCGCGGCGACGGGCGCCGAGCUCCGAGCGUCGAGAAACUUCGUUUCGUUGCGUUGCGUUCCGUUCAGUUUCAUUCCAUUAGGUUCCGUUUCGCUUCGAUCCGACGACAACCGAUUCCCUCGGGCGGCCGGGCGCCGGUCGGGCGGAUUAGCGAGCGAACACGCGCCGCCGCCACCACCACCACCCUCGAAUCCGCGAUCGUUUCUUCGACGAGGACAGCCGCGAGGCAGCCGACCUUGGGCAAGAUACGUCGCGUUCUAACCUACCGAGAGACGCGUUCGUGGCCGACGCCGACGCCGAUACUCGACUUCCGGUACCAUCCAUCUUCCCUUUCCCGGUGAUUCGAACGCGUGCACGAACCGUCCGGGAAUCGAAGCGCCAUGUUCAAAGGGGAGAUUAAAUGGUUUUCGGUAGACGUGCGUCGACAUCGUUGCCGUGAAGGCGCGGAAUAGAAGGCGCCGCUCUCAAAGUCUGUCAAUGUCGGAAGGAGCAACAAAACGAUUGUUCUCGGCACCUUUCGCACCCUCCCCGCCGCCACGUUGCCGAUCGAACCGAGGCCACGCGACCGCCAGAAGCUCGAGCCGUGUCGCAGCGAUUUUCCUGGUAUCUCGACGAAAAGAAAACGCGACGUUGAAUCCGAGAUAAAUCUGCACGGUACGGUAAAUAAAAAAAAAUCGAUAUCGUAGAGCCGUGGGUUCCGUCGGCGUCGAAUCGAGGACGAUAGACGAGCCCGCGUUACAGUCGAUGAAAGAGAGGAAAAGAGAGAGAGAGAGAGAGACGGAGGCGGCUUUUCUGUUGAAAAGAUAAGGGUCCGAUAAGCAACCGUGGUCGAGUUACGAGCGCGGCUGUACGCGCUUUUGCCGACGACCGGCUCUCCUGUCGGUCGCCUGUGGGUUUCCGUCGGUCGAUGCGCGUCGUGUGAAACAUUCCCAUGGAUUUCCCGGGAAUAAUGGCCGGACGGUAGACGCGAAUGGCGAUCGUCGAUAUGCAAGAGGACGUUUCGAGCCGAGCGAUCGGGCCUGAACCGGCGCAGGAGGAGGUUCAAUUGACGGAAUUGUUGCCAGUGAAACAGUCGCGGAUCAGGCAGAACGGGAUCUUCGCGAGGCCCGCGAGCGCCGGUGCCGGAGGAGGCGGAGCUGGCGGCGAUGGCGGCGGAGGCGGCGGAGGCGGCGGCUGCGACGCUGACGCGAAAACGAGCGGGGACGUUCACUCGAACGGGGCCGCGGACGCGACCACGGACGCACUGAAAGUGCUUCGGAGCUUUAACGAUAACGAGCAACAGUUUCACUUGCGCAACUUCUCGCCCUACGAGAGGAUAGAUCGUCGACGAAAGCGGGAGAACGGGAAGAGGUCCGGGCGGGUGGGAAAGUCGGCUAACGAUGGGAAAGGGAAAGGCGCGGGUGUCGCGGUUCGGAAAAGGCAGAAGGACGUCGCGAGGAAGGGCGACUCGGUGGUGCUCGCGAAUUCGUCUAGGAAGGGAACGGUCGAGGGUUUCGAGGGUGGCGAGGAGUCCGAUGGGAACGGAGAGGAGUCGUCGUCGCAGAGACGGCGACCGGUGGAAAGAAACGACGAGAGGAACGACAAGGCGUUCGUGUUUUCGGUGUACGGGCAAGAGGAGGACGCGUAUCCGGUGUUCGACGAGAGCAAGGAUUUCGGCGACGAGAUCUACGCGUUCCGUCGGGACCCGUUGGAUUUGAACGUGGCGCUCGAUCCGAUGCGCGACAAGGCUGCGAACCGUAUCUACGGGGACGAUUACUCGUCGGGCACCGACGGCGCGCUGUUCGAUCGCGGCUUCGAUCCGGACGGGAAAAGCUCCGGUUUCAACAUCGAGGCCAUCAUAGCGGCGAAUUACUUCCUCGAGAGCGAAAAUAACAACGUGCUGCGCUCGAACUCGGACAAGGUAGAGGACAUCUGCGAGGGCUCGUUGAUGCUGGCCGACAAGAUCAGCAUCGCGGGAUCCUCGACCAGCAAGAACGAAUACGACGACGAGGACGACGAUAACGACGUCGUGGAUCGAGACGUCGCGGGCGACAAAGUCGCGAGUAAAUCGACGACGAACGACGCGGGUAACGAGAAGAGAAGAGGAACCGGCGGCGAUACCGGAAACGAGGAAAAGAAAUACUGCUGCGUGGUGUGCGAGGCGCGGUUCAAAGGCAGCGGGGGUCUGCGCAACCACUACAAGAUAGUGCACGGCGCGGGGCCGGUCUUCAAAUGCGACGAGUGCGGCAAAGAGUUCCCGUUGAAGGAGAGAUUGAAGCUCCACGUGAGGACGCACACGGGGUUCAAGCCGUACAAAUGCUCGGAGUGCGACAAGACCUUCGCGAGGGGCGGUCAGUUGGUGCAACAUCGGCGCACCCACAGCCAGGUAAAGCCGUACCGUUGCGGCCUCUGCUCCGGCACGUUCACCUGUGCCGCGAAUCUGUCGCUGCACGUGAAACGGCACAACGGCCAGAAGGAUCACAAGUGCGACAUCUGCGGCAGAGCGUUCGUGCGGCGGGACGCGCUCAAGAAACACCUGGAAUGCCUGCACAGGGACGUGAAGUCGUUCCUCUGCGUGAUCUGCAACAAAACGUUCAAGGGUCAUCUGCCCCAGCACAUGCGGACGCACGCGCGCGACCGGCCCCACGGAUGCGCCACAUGCGGCCAGAGGUUCGCGCAAAAGUCUCAGCUGACCGUGCACCAGCGGACGCACUCGGGCCAGAGGCCGUUCAGGUGUUUGGUCUGCUGGCAGGCGUUCGCGCACUCGACGGCCCUCAAGCUGCACACCAGAAGGCACACCGGCGAGAGACCGUUCAAGUGCGCCGAAUGCAACGCCGGCUUCACCCAGCUGCCCCACUGGAAAAAGCACAUGAAGUGCAUCCACGGGCGCACCGAGCCGUACGCUUGCAAACGGUGCAAGAGCUUCUUCAGGAUCAAGAACGAUCUCGAGUGCCACGAGAAAACCUGCCAUCCCGAGCCGGUCCCGAGCAGCCCGGCCGCCGCCAAUUCGGCCAGCGCGAACGCGUUCUUUAACGAGAUCGUCGAGAAACCUCCGCUGCCGCCGCCGACGACGCCUGUGACGCCUUCCAGGUACAGGACGAUGUCCGUCGAGAGGAUGAGACUGCUGUUGGCCGUUCUUCUCAAGAGGAUCAGCAAGCAGGAGAGGCUGGACGAGCUCGGAUUCGGCAAACGGCUGAUCGACGAGGUGCUCCGGGACUCUUUGCUGUCCGCCGGCAAGAAUCCGGUCAGCCGCGACGGGCUCACCGAACUCGAGGCUCUCACGACGAACCUGGAAAUAUUCCUAAAAUGGACGGUGCCCAAAGAACAUUGGGAGAACUUCUGCAAGUUGAACAAGUCUCCCGAAGACAUUUUAGAAACGCUUACCGCCACCUAAACGAGAAUCGGUUCGGCGGCAAUCGUCGCCGAGCCGGACUGACCACACAAUUUCCAUUCGUUUCGUUUCGGUUGCCAUUUCUUCUUCUUCCUCUUCUUCUUCUUCGGACAUGUCCCGAACUCGAGGCUGUAAAUUCGUUUUACGUUAACCUUGCCGCAUGCUAGUCCAAAGUGCAAACGCGAAUAAUGUAUCUCCUUCGGUUCGGUGCUUGAGGAUCUUUUCCACCCGAUCGAAUCGACGUUUCGUUAGCGACGCUCGGUGACGCGAUCACGUUUAUUUCCUUCACAGUGCCAUGCGCAAUUGUAUCGCCGAUUCCAUGUUAGCAGAUCGCACGGUCGGCGCGUCGCUCGCCCGGAGAAUUCGGAAGUCAAGAGAGCGGGCUGUAUUUGCGUUGUAUAGCUGCGUUCUUUUCGAACAGGCACGGAGAACUGUCGGAAAUUUCUUGCCAUAUUUGUUAACAAUAUUAUGUAUGUAGAAUGCAUGGCGAGUGUGCACGCACUUACGAUGCCCUCGGAGGCAUCGCUCUAAUUGCACGUUUCAACGUACGUUCACUUAGGUUCACGAGCUAUCAUCCUUCAUCAAAAUCAAAGAGGCUACGCGCGAUCCUACAUACUAUAUGACAAUUCGUCUGUCGCGAUAUAUACGUAUACACAUCCGCAAACGCAAACGAACAUAUACAUUAUAGAUAUAUAGAUAUAUAGAUAUUCUUUCGGCGCAGAACGUCGUCGUCCUAUAUUUGUAUUCGCAGAUACGCGCGUGUACGCGCGCGUACCGGUAAGUUUGAGCGCGUAUCAAAAGAUUGUACGCGUAUCAUUAUUGCCGAUAUAAGUCCGUCGGUUUCUUUGGCGCAACGCGAUACGGUCGUGGACAAUUCUCGGUUUCGAAGUUUCGAUGACAGCGUUGCGAAAUCCUCGUGUAGGAAACGCGGGCCAAGAAGAGGCGAAAGAAUGGUGCGGCGCACCGUCACCCCGGUCAUGGAGACUUCGAUGCCGAAGGGUCUUAACCUCCUGUAAUUGAUAUCGUUGCUCGUUAUCGAACGCUGCUAUAACGCGUUCACACUUAUCGUUCGAACUGCUUGCCACGCGUUGCUCGAAAGAAGCCCGACGACGUCGUUUAGAUAGCGGUGUAAGUAAAUGUGAGCAGACAAUAAUGAAGAGGGUUACAAGAUUGAUAUAUAUUAGUCAUUGAAAAGAAGAUAUAUAUAUAUUAUAUAUAUACAUAUAUAUAUAUUGUACAUACAUACAUAUAUAUAUAUAUAUAUAUAUAUAUGCUUAUACACAUAUAAAUAUACGUUACAAGAUAACCAUGCGAUGCGUUUGUUUCAGAAUGGAUAAAAGAAACGACCAGUAUGCGUCGAUGCGUUUUCUAUUGUAUUGGUAUUGUAACACGCGAAUAUUUUUGAUUCGUCGAUCGUGUUUUAAUACCGUAGAGAAUUGGACGAGGUGCUAUUCUAUGAUGAAAGCGGACGUUCCGUCCAAAUAUCAUCGAGCGAACAACACCUUCGACAGAAAAGCACUUGAUAAGUUGAAUACGAUUCGCCAGCAUCCAAAAAAAGUAUGCAUUUCUGUUGGCGAUCAAACGAAUUCGACAGAAACUUCCAACGAUCGGAACACUGUCGUGGAAGAUGGACGGACGACCGUUGCCGCGAACGACAGUGCGGAACACUGAAAUUUAUUCGAAAGAUCGAAAUCUACUUUUCCGUUUGUCGUAGAAAUGCAAAUAGGGGUCACGAGACUUUGAAUAUAGAAUAAAAAUCGAGGUCAAAGGGGAACCGUGCAUUUGGUCGCAUUCAAAAGAGGAAGGAGACGGUAAGAAGGAAAUAGUGUGAGUGAGAAUAAGUGGGGGAGGGAAGGGGGGAGGCAAGAGAGAGGCUAAAACGACGGAACUGAAAGCACAGAUUUCGAUGUUUCGACGGCAAGGUCUCGUUCUGGUGUUAUCUUUAAGUUACGGUGCCAAAGAGAAAAAAAAGAAACGUUGUUGAUCAACAAAAAGUUGUCAAUGACGCGUGCGCGAAGAAGCGCGUUUUGUUGUCAUUUACCGUUGCUCGCGUAGGAAUUGCGAACAACCGUUGUGCAUUUUUCCUCCUAUAUUUUCGUUAAACGCAUUAUCUGAAAGAUUCAAAGUUCUAUUUAUUGUUUUCCAUUAGUGCCAUAAAUAUUACUGUCCUGCGUUGUACUGCUCAGUGUGUACGCUACGCGGUAGUACUUCUUGUACGAUAGAACGGUGAUUCGAAUAAAAAUGUUUUUUCUUUAUA
Messenger RNA from Megalopta genalis, 7233 nucleotides. RefSeq lists its product as uncharacterized. NCBI's taxonomy places the organism in Eukaryota, Metazoa, Arthropoda, Insecta, Hymenoptera, Halictidae. Gene Ontology annotation, molecular function: DNA-binding transcription repressor activity, RNA polymerase II-specific; RNA polymerase II cis-regulatory region sequence-specific DNA binding. The record is from RefSeq and is a predicted model, not a curated record. Gene Ontology annotation, cellular component: nucleoplasm. Gene Ontology annotation, biological process: regulation of immune system process; negative regulation of transcription by RNA polymerase II; regulation of cytokine production.